AUGGGAAAGAUCACCUUUUACGAGGACCGAAACUUCCAGGGCCGUUACUAUGAGUGCAGCAGUGACCACUCCAACCUCCAGUCCUACUUCAGUCGCUGCAACUCUGUGAGGGUUGACAGUGGCAACUGGAUGCUCUAUGAGCACCCCAAUUAUUCAGGCUGCCAGUACUACCUGCGGAGGGGCGAGUAUCGUGACUACCAGGAGUGGAUGGGUUUCAAUGAUUCCAUCAGGUCCUGCAGAAUCAUCCCUCAUACCCGCUCACAUCGUCUUCGCAUCUAUGAGAGAGAAGACUAUCGAGGCCAGAUGGUGGAACUCACUGAUGAUUGCUCUUCUCUCCAAGAUCGAUUCCACUUUCAGGAGAUGCAUUCCUUCAAUGUCCUGGAGGGCUGCUGGAUCCUCUAUGAGCUGCCCAAUUAUAGAGGAAGGCAAUACUUACUGCGGCCGGGGGAAUACAGGAGAUACUUAGACUGGGGCGCCACGAACACCAGAGUGGGCUCUGUGAGGAGAGUGAUGGACUAUUUCUAAAAUAUGUAUACUCUCUGCCUAUCUCAAUCUGGAGAUUAAUAAAAUACUUCCUGUGUGUU
Sarcophilus harrisii (Tasmanian devil) is the source of this 584-nucleotide messenger RNA. RefSeq names its product gamma-crystallin E-like. Gene Ontology annotation, biological process: visual perception; lens development in camera-type eye. NCBI's taxonomy places the organism in Eukaryota, Metazoa, Chordata, Mammalia, Dasyuromorphia, Dasyuridae. Gene Ontology annotation, molecular function: structural constituent of eye lens. Bases 1 to 525 code for a protein of 174 amino acids. The record is from RefSeq and is a predicted model, not a curated record. The transcript has 3 exons.